Armigeres subalbatus is the source of this 3772-nucleotide messenger RNA. Its product is annotated as ATP-binding cassette sub-family G member 1. NCBI's taxonomy places the organism in Eukaryota, Metazoa, Arthropoda, Insecta, Diptera, Culicidae. Gene Ontology annotation, biological process: transmembrane transport. The record is from RefSeq and is a predicted model, not a curated record. Bases 1085 to 3226 code for a protein of 713 amino acids. Gene Ontology annotation, cellular component: membrane. The transcript has 10 exons. Gene Ontology annotation, molecular function: ATP hydrolysis activity; ATP binding; ABC-type transporter activity.
UUUUUGCCGCGGUCGCUGGUGGACGUAAUUUGUCUUAAACCUUUAGGUGGUUGUUUUGUAUUUGGUUUCGCGAUUUCUUAGAACUUAUGUUUGCAUAACUUUGUUUUGCGAUAGCUGCUACGUUGUGCUAAAAUUGUGGAUUGAAAUCGUAAAGGAUUGUUUACUAAUGUGUUAGAUGUUUGCUAAUUUUUUGUUGUGUUUAAUUUUACAUCGUGCGGUUGUAUCGCUGAUUUGUGUGUAGGUUUAUCAAGUUCGAUGAAUGUUUGAAAGUUGCAACUGAUUGACCGACAUCCAUGCGAAAAUAAACGGUAAAGUUGAAGUGCAUUGUCUGUGCCAAUUGUAUGUAAAUAACCGGAGUGUGAAUUGUUAAGGCAUUUUCAAACUAAGUGUUUCCAGAUAGAGUGAUUUUUCGUAUCCGUGUAACAAAUAGGAAACUUACGUUUAUACGUACACGAUCUAACUUCUACCCCGAAAAUUGAAUUGUGUCAAUCACCUUGUCAGUGAAUCAAAUGAAAUAGUUAACCCCUAAGGAGUGAACCCGUGCAAAAAAAAAAGUUCUCCGCAUGUAAACCAAUGUUCUAAAACGAAGUCGUUCAUAGAACUACAAAGUGCAAAAAAAAUCGCGACGCUGCUGGAGCGCAAUAGCAUACAGCUGUGAAAUCCAUUCCUGCCGGAAGAAAUCGUGCGGUUUGCCAGUCGGGAAUCGAUACGGUGUGUGUCUGAAACUAGUGUACGAACAGUAGCGGCGCUGUCGAUAGUCUACUCCACUUGAAAGGCGUUAGUAAGUGCAAUUGAUGACGACAACAACGCCGGAGACACGUGUAUGUUAGUUUGUUUUUACUAACCCGAAGGGCGUAGAAAAGUGUGAAACCGAUCGCGUGCAACGAAACAUCACCGGAAAAGACAAUGCCGCGUUCAUUAUUGUGAUUCUCCGCCGCCCGAUGAAUUAGAAGACAGUUAUCGAAAUAGCCUAUCGGGCACGGUUCGACGCGGAAUUGGUUUCGUCGGGAGUGGGGACGAGGUACGGCGCGAGUUCGCGUGUCUGGUUUGUGAUCUUCUCCCCGGGGCAGCUAACUUGGACACGAUGACCGUUCCGCAACCGCCGUCAUCGUUGGUCCAAUCGAGCGUGAUGGCGACUGGCAUCAGUCCGAGUGCAACCGUGACACAGUCCGGAACCCCAACAACGACGACGACGACUGCUAGCGGUGGUGGUUCGACGACGGCAUCCGCGUUCAGUUGUUGUCCAGCGAACGGUGAAAGUUCGUCUAUUGGGGAAGAUUCGAUAGAGCUGAGUGACUGCCAGGGGAACAACAAUACGAUGUACCACAAUGGGUUCUUCGAAAAGGAGGACUACCACUUUCCGAAGAGGCCGCCGGUUGAUAUCGAGUUCAGGGAUAUUCGAUAUACUGUGAAGAAGCUCAACAUUAGCAAGGCAAAGUUUGAGAGCAAAGAAAUUCUCCACGGUUUGAAUGGAUCGUUCAACUCUGGGGAGCUGACGGCGAUUAUGGGCCCGUCGGGGGCCGGAAAGAGCACAUUACUCAACAUCCUAGCUGGUUACGUUUCAUCCGGCGUGAGCGGUCUGGUCCAAGUGAACGGCAAGAACCGUUCUCACAAUUCACAAAGCUUCCGCAAGCUGUCCUGCUACAUCCAGCAGCACGAUGCCCUCCGUCCCUGGCUAACGGUCAAAGAGGCCAUGAGCUGCGCCACCCACCUGAAGCUGGGCUUCAGCAUCAGUCCCGAGGAGAAGAAAAAACUGAUCGAGAAAAUCCUGUUCAUGCUGGGACUUGAACAGAAGGGAAAUACCCCCACCCAUGGCCUCUCGGGAGGUCAGAAGAAACGCCUUGCUAUCGCGCUCGAGAUGAUAAACAACCCGCCGAUUUUGUUCCUGGACGAACCAACCACCGGGCUGGACAGUUCCUCCUGUACCCAGUGUAUUUCCCUGCUGAAGCGAUUAGCGCAAGACGGCAGGACCAUAAUUUGCACGGUUCACACGCCGAGUGCGUUGCUGUUCGAAAUGUUCGACAAAUUAUAUACCGUCACCCAAGGUCACUGCUUCUAUCAGGGACCGGUCAAAGAACUGCUGCCGUUUUUCUCCAAUCUAGGAUAUAAUUGCCCGAGCUAUCACAACCCCGCCGAUUUCAUGAUGGAGAUCGCCAUCGGUGAAUACGGCGCCGAUGUGGGCAAGAUCAUAAAGGCUGCACUGAAAAAGUACUACGAAAUGAGCAGCGAGUGCAUUAAGCUGGAUCCGGUCUUCGACGAUGUUAAAACCGUUGUGGCGCGAUAUGACUUUGCUGAUGCCGGUUCGAAGGACAUCGAUUCCAGCAAGGCGGAGGAGCUAGACCCGCAAGGCAACGAGCUGUGCCCGGAGAUUGUCGAUAAUACGAAGCCGGCCUCGUUGAUGAUGCAGUUCCUACUUCUACUCUAUCGGAAUCUGCUGAUGCUGAGGCGGAAUUAUUUCCUUCUUGGAAUUCGUCUGAUCGCACAUGCUUCCGUUGCCACACUAUUCGGCUACAUCUACCAAGGAGUCGGUCCAAACGCCAAUCAAGUACUGGCCAAUUACGUCUACCUGUACGGGUCCAUGCUGAUGUUGGUCUACACUGGAAAAAUGGCCGUAGUACUGUCGUUCCAAGUCGAAAUGGAAUCUUUGACGCGUGAACACUUCAACCGAUGGUAUAAAUUAGGUCCUUACUUCCUAUCGGUGUUGAUCAUCGAAGUUCCCGUCCAGGUCGCCUGCUCCAUGAUUUACGUUGUCAUCAGCUACCAUCUGACCGGCAACUACUACACCUUCGACCGGUUUGUGCUGUUUGCGCUGUUCUGCGUCGCGGGAUCCAUUUCGGCGCAAGCAUGGGGUUUCUUCAUCGGAGCGACGCUCUCGAUUAAGCUCGCCGUCUUCAUCGGUCCGAUCCUGGCCGUCCUAUUUUCCGUGUUCGGGUUCUGCACCCGGUACGUGGACAUUACUCCGCUUUUCCAGUGGAUGUGGCACAUCAGCUACUACCGGGCCAGCUUCCACGGCAUUCUUAACUCGGUGUACGGAAUGAACCGCAACGACCUGUACUGUCCGGAGACGCAGAUUUACUGCCACUUCCGCAACCCGGUCCUAUUCCAAAAGGACAUGGACAUCGAACACGUGGACAUGGAGAAAAACUUCAUCCUAAUUGUGUCGAUUGUGAUAACGAUGUACAUUGGAACGCUGUUCGUGCUGUGGUACAAGCUGAAUAAACGAUAGGGGAAAUAAUUAGGUUAGUAUCGCAGAAGCUCAAUUCACAUUCGGGUAGUUUGUAUGUAGUGUUGUAGAUAGUAUGCAAAAUCCGUCAGGUACGAUGAUUUGUAGUGUAGUUAGGGGUCACUUAGUUGCCUUGAUUCUAGAUCUAAUAUAUUCUUAGUUGUCUCAAAUUUUCUCGUUAAGAUUGAUCUUGCCAUUAUCCACCAAGUCAAACAUAAUCCCAGUUUGGCAAACAACAGCCUCUCAGGUAACCAUGAGCCUUGUAUCGAACAAAAAAUCCAUUUUAUGCAAAAAAGUAUUUUAGAUAUGAGACAUAAGGCCUCACUAUCAAACUUAUGGUUAUCAGGUUUUUCUAUUUCUUGAAAAAAAUAAUCCCACUCAAAACAAAACAAAUUGAAUUCCAUGAACGAGCCAAUUUAAAAGAAGUGUUAAGCAAUCGUCUGUGAUUACGUGAUAGCCCAUUUUUCUUAGCUGUAAAGGUAACCGUAUUAAAUCAUAUUAUUAGCUACUUAUACCAAACUAAAAUAAACGUUGAUAAAAAUGUUGUAA